Haplochromis burtoni (Burton's mouthbrooder) is the source of this 4146-nucleotide messenger RNA. RefSeq names its product clathrin interactor 1a (gene clint1a). Bases 163 to 2088 code for a protein of 641 amino acids. Lineage: Eukaryota; Metazoa; Chordata; Actinopteri; Cichliformes; Cichlidae. Gene Ontology annotation, molecular function: phospholipid binding; clathrin binding. The transcript has 12 exons. Gene Ontology annotation, cellular component: clathrin vesicle coat; plasma membrane; endosome. The record is from RefSeq and is a predicted model, not a curated record. Gene Ontology annotation, biological process: endocytosis.
CCCAUAGUAACCUUUCCUGUCUGCUUGCUGGUGCGUUUGCGCCUCCUGUCUUGAAAGCGAGGUGAAGAAUAGUUUACUUUCCAGAGUUCAAGGUUUGGUGUCGGUGUUCGUUUGGAGUAAAGGCUUUUGCCGAGGCGUUAAGCCCCCUUUCUCAGAGCCAACAUGCUGAACAUGUGGAAAGUUAGGGAGUUGGUUGACAAAGCAACCAAUGUGGUGAUGAACUACUCCGAGGUGGAGUCUAAGGUGAGAGAAGCUACCAAUGAUGACCCCUGGGGACCAUCAGGACAGCUGAUGAGUGAAAUUUCUAGAGCCACCUUCAUGUAUGAACAGUUCCCAGAGGUGAUGAACAUGCUGUGGGCCCGCAUGCUGCGGGACAACAAAAAGAACUGGAGGAGAGUCUACAAGUCUCUAUUAUUGCUAGCCCAUCUCAUCAGGAACGGGUCUGAAAGGGUUGUGACUAGUGCCAGAGAACAUCUGUAUGACUUGAGAUCACUAGAAAGCUACCAUUUUGUAGAUGAGAAUGGGAAGGACCAAGGUGUGAAUGUACGUCAGAAGGUGAAGGAGAUGGUGGAGUUUGUUCAGGAUGAUGACAGGCUUAGGGAAGAACGGAAAAAGGCAAAGAAGAAUAAAGACAAAUACAUUGGUGUAUCCUCUGACAGCAUGGGACACAGAGGCUACUCGGGGGACAGGUAUGACUCUGGUGAUAGAAAGUGGGAUGAUGACUGGGAGAAAAAAGGGCCAUUCCCCUUCAGUGAUAAGCUGGGGGAAAUCAGUGACAAAAUUGGCACCACCAUUGAUGACACCAUAAACAAGUUUAGAAAGAAGGACCGAGACGACUCGCCAGAUCGAUUCAGUGACAACGAGGAGGACAGGGGUCGAUCAUCUCACAAUGGCCAGCAAAGAAAGGAGUUCAAAGAUGAAGAGGAGACUGUUACCACAAGAAGUCUACAGAUUGUCCAAGCAACAGAGACGACAGCAACACGGAAGAGAGGAGGGCUGCCAUCCAAGAAAGUAGAUCUUGGGGCCGCAGCCCAUUACACAGGAGACAAGAGCCCAGAUACCACCGCCAAACAGAUGCAGCCAGCCGCAGCCCCUCAGCCAACCAAUGCUGCCCUUGCUGAUCUACUGAUGGUGGACACAACACCUAGUCAGCCUGCUGCCACAGGCCUGAUCGGUGGAUUUGCCGACUUCUCCUCACCUGCUGCCUCUGCUGGACUGUCCUCGGCAGCACAACCCUCUAACCCCAAUGGAGACUUUGGAGAAUGGAAUGCUUUUCCUGGAGGUCAGAUGCCAGCAUCUGCUCAGACUGGCAACAUGAGUGGAAAUGACCUUUUUGCACCCAUGAAUGCAGGUCCUUCUGUUGCCACCCCAACUGCUGCCCCAGCCCCAGCUUCAGGCUCUGGUCUUGCCUCAGCAAACCUGUUUGACUUGAUGGGGCCAACACAGUCUCUCACCUCCUCUCAGAGCCUCAGCUUUAGCAUGAGCAACACACAGAGUAUGAGCACCACGGUCCUACCCCAGUCUAAGUCACAGCCCCUCCAGACAAUGGGGGGUCCUCUUCAACCACAGCCCAUGCAGUCUCUCCAGCCUGUUCAGCAGGGAGUGUCAUCUCAAGGUGCAGGAGCCAAAGCAUCCCUUCCAUCCACCUGGUCAGAUCACUCUGUUAACAUCAGCCUGGACUUCCUAGGCCCUGGAAUGCAGCCCCCCAAACCAGCCCAGCCCAGUCUCAACACUCUCCAACAAGGCAACCAGGCACCCGGCAACAUGCUCUCCCAGGGAUUUUCCAAUAUGAGUCUGGGACCUACAGCUGCCCGACCUCCUGUUAAUCCCAUGAUGCACCCUGGUGCUGGCAUGGGGAUGGGGAUGGGAAUGGGCAUGGCCCCCAAUCAGGGCAUGAUGGGAAUGGGGAUGAACAUGGGGAUGCAUCAAGGUGGGAUGAACAUGGGGAUGCAUCAAGGUGGGAUGAACAUGGGGAUGCCACAGGGAGGUAUGACCAUGGGGAUGCCUGGUGGGAUGGGGAUGAACCCUGCGAUGGCCCAGCAGCCCAAACAAGAUGCUUUUGCUGACUUUGGAAAUUUUGGAAAGUGAUGGAACUGGAGAGCAAAGAUUAUAAGAGGAGCAGUGGCAGUCUCCCUCUCCGUCCACUGGUGAAGGAUUGUUAAGAGCUGCAAACAAAGAGUACUUGAAUGUCAAUAAUGUCAACUAUCAUAAUACCAACACCCUGCAAUCUCUUUUUUUAUAGUAAUAUGAUUUGGAUCUAAAUGAAUGAGUGUGUGCGUGCGUUUGAACGAAUGAUCUGUCAGGUCUGGGUUCAUGGUCAGGCACUCUGAUGAUGGUGUGCCUUGUAGGUUAGUUGUAUAUCAGUGAGCAGGAAGAAGAAAGUGCCACUGAGAGAAUGUCAGGGGGAUUUGCUUUAUAACCUCAAUCAAAUGAAAUCACCAGAAUUGCAAAAAAACACGACUAGCUGCGUUUGUUUUCCUUUUUUCCUUUUGCUAUAUAAUGUCGAUAACUUGAUGAAUCAUGAAUUUCGAUAGCUUGAUCUGCCAUUUUUAACUUCCUAACAAACAUUGAAGGAUGUCAGGUUACCUCUUUCUUUUUUCUUUAAUGUCAUCGUUCUUCCUUCAACGUGUAAAUAGAAAUCUGAAGCCCUAACAAUAAGUUAUGAAGCUCAUAUAUGAGAGGCAGUGACAAUGUGAAGAAUUGUAUCAUGUAGACCAAAUCUGAUAUGAAUUAAGAACUAUAACAAAGCACAUUGACACCUUCUCUUUGUACAUAAGUAUCCAGACUUCAAAUGUGCCUGCAGCUGGAGUAAUUAAUUAUUUGCAGUGAACGCUAUCAAUUGAAUUUGAGGAGUUGCACCUGCAAGACCAUGAAUUUGCCUUUCUUAUUGGUAUAUAGCUAUAUUUUUCUUCUGAUAAUUAUAAUCAGUUAGCAUCCAAAUGAGAUAAUCAGUAGGUAGAAAAGCCUUAUACAGGAGUAGAGUGCCUGAAAGACCUUUGCCUUUUCUCUUCAGUCAACCUCUUUGAAGGCGACAAUGUGACUGCAGUGUUGAAAAUAGCUGCGAGGAUGGAGUUUUUGUGCUUGGUACAAAUAUGCCUGUGCCUCAAGCCAAGUGUACUGUCUGUACAGAUGGCGGAUGCAGUUGUUUCACUAGUUCUCUUUGUUCAUCUGAUUCAACUUUUUUUUUUCUUGUUUGUUUGUGUUUGUUUUCAAUCUAUUAAGGCCAGUGAGAACUUCAGAGCUACAAGACACCAAGAUAAAUUCAUUCAAACCUCAAGUGUUGAUUCAGACUGUUAAGAUUGUAAAAUGCAGCUGUCUGUUAGAUGUUCAUCAGUGCAUUUUGGUACACGACACCUUCCAUGUUGAUUAAUGUUGCACAUUAAAGCAGGAGUCCUGAAAAGAUUUUCUGUCAUAGCCACCAUCAGUCCGAGUCUGUGUGUUUAGUGACUUAUCAGGUACAGAUAAUUGUGUGAGAGGAAGCACUAACCUGCCAUGUUUCAGAUCAGCAUGUUGGUUGGAUUGCAUUUGUGUCAUCGGGUAGCACAUCAUGAACAGUCCCAUCCAGCUGUAUGCCACUUUCGUUAUGCUAUAGAUGUACACAACAUUGCACUUCAGUGGUUCAAGUGCCUGCCGGUGGUUGCCUCCUGAUCCUUGUGAUGAGUGAUAGAUAAUCAAAAUUGAAUCUUGACUGCCUGACAUUUUUGGUGUGUCGACGCUGAGAUAAAUAAUUCACUGACCAGAGGAGAAGGCGGUGGAUUCUGCAGCCUCAGGAGGAUUUAAGUUGUGUUUUUCUACUCUCAACCCUCCUCUCAAGGGCUCAUAAGGCUGAGCACACUAACACAUAGUAGCCUUGCAUCGGUGUCUGAAGCAUUAAAAUGACCAAAAUCUGUUUGCUGUUUUUUGUUUUUUUGUUUUUUUUUUCCUAUUAUAUACAUAUAUAUAUAUCCGUAGAGGUUUGUUUUACGCAUUUUCUUUUCUACUUUAAAUCCUCUUGGUCCUCUCAAAAAUGGGAUUGUUGAAACACUAGUAUAUGCAAAUGUAAGAUCAUGGAAAUCCUUCUAGAAAAUGAAAUUUUGCAUUAUUCCCAUUUUGAUUUGAUUUACACAUCAAGAUUCUUUAUCUACAACAUUAAACAGUUGAUUGAAA